This is a messenger RNA of Cottoperca gobio, 4359 nucleotides long. It is a transcript of the gene cdhr5a, whose product is annotated as cadherin-related family member 5a. The coding region runs from base 390 to 2507 and encodes 705 amino acids. Gene Ontology annotation, biological process: cell migration; adherens junction organization; cell-cell adhesion mediated by cadherin. NCBI's taxonomy places the organism in Eukaryota, Metazoa, Chordata, Actinopteri, Perciformes, Bovichtidae. The record is from RefSeq and is a predicted model, not a curated record. Gene Ontology annotation, molecular function: cadherin binding; calcium ion binding; beta-catenin binding. Gene Ontology annotation, cellular component: membrane; adherens junction; catenin complex. The transcript has 14 exons.
GUAAAUGUACUUGUGUACAUGUAGGCCGAUGUUUGUAUGCGUGUGUGUGCGUUAACAGGUCUAACCUGAAGUCAGCCAUGUGAGAAAUGUUUUAGCUACAAACAUUCCUCUGCUGGAUUCCUCCCAGAAUGCAUCAGGGUCACCAAUAAAGAAUGACCCGUCCAGCUAAAACAGAUGCAAGUAUUUUAGUAGGAGGCUGCGAGUCCUCUGCUGGCAGGCGCUUAAUGCAAUAUGUGCCCGUAAGAUGAAGUCACAAACAUUGCAACUGUAGUCGACUCCCACUCGCCGGGCAGCACAGACGGGGCAUUAUGUGGACGAGUACCAGCUGGUACCACGGGCUCCUCAUCCUCCUCUGGGACUUCAUUUGUUGCUGCCUCUGAAAUCAGGACAUGGAACUGAAAUGGAAGAGCAAACCUGUGAACGUUCUCCUCGGAUGCAUCGUUGCCUUCUGCUUUUGUACAGUUUGUCCGGCUGAAAGACUCUGCACGGUUCCUCCGGGCCCCGUGACCGUCCCAGAAAACAACACGGCCGACGUCGAGGUGGUAAAAAUUAUCUCCAGUAGUGAUGCGACGCUGAGCGUCACCGUGAACCCUGAAGAUCUGUUCUACCUGAAAGGAAACUCCCUGAUGGUAAAGAAAGGGCUGGACUAUGAGUCGUUGCACAGUGUAACUCUGAUGGUGUGGGUGCAGUGCAGCAGAGAAGGAUCCACAUCUGUAAAUGAGUCUGUGGAGGUUUUUGUUGAAAAUGUAAAUGACAACCCUCCAAACUUUGCACAAAGCCACUACGUUCUGGAAGUAAAUGAGCUCACUCCAGUCAACUCCAGUGUUGGACUGAUAGAAGCAUCAGAUGUGGAUUCAGAGCCACUGUACUAUCGCUUAGAGCCUGCAACAGAUAAAUAUUUCCGCCUGGAAAACAUCAACACUCCAAAGAUAAUUGUUAAAAGCAUCUUGGACUACGAUGUUGUGCAGAAGAUCUCUCUGGUUUUACACGUGCAGGACACGCUCGAUGGUUCGGCCUCCAACGAGCCCUUCUUCACAUCGGUGGCCAGCAUCACGGUGCAGGUGAAGGACGUUGAUAACCGGCCCCCGUGGUUUCAGCCUUGUUUGAGAACCAACUUGGGAAUCGCCAAACUGUGUGUGAGCAGCGGCUACAGAGGCAAAGUCAACCUCACCGAGAAGGAGGACGGUCCGUUGGUGCUGGAGCCCGGGCCGGUGUACGCCAGGGACGGAGACAAGAACCGCAGCGAGCUGAUCAGCUACAGAAUCCUCCGAGGAAAUGAGGGAAAUCUUUUCCAGAUUGAUGAGGAAACAGGAAACAUCUCCAUGACUAAAGCUGCGGACAUCGUCGGCCCAAUAACUCUUUUUGUUCUGGCGUCACAGGUGACCAACAGGGAUCAGUUUGCAGUGACGCAGGUGACCAUCGACGUGAUGAAGAAGAGCAGGAACCCUCCUCGCUUUGAGAAAGAGCGAUACGAAGGAUUCAUCUACAGCAACUCUGUCCCCGAGAGCAUGAUCCUCCGAGACCGAAGCACCAACCGGCCCUUCAGGGUCCGAGCUCGGGACGAGGACUUCUCCGCAGGCGCAAAUCCAGAUGUGAAGUAUGAGGUUCAGUACAGCAGCUACGUCAACGUCACCUCAGAUGGUUUUGUGAUCUUGAAGAGAGUCGUGAAGACGGAGUCCUUCGCGCUUCAGCUCAGAGCCGUGGACACGACAACAGGGGAGUUUGGAACCGCUGCCCUCUCUGUUCAGGUGAUACCAGCCGUGGCCAUCCCGUCUCCCUCAAACGUCGGCUACCGUCCGGGCGACAUGGCGCUUCUGGGUCUGGUCAUGGCGGCUCUGCUGGUGCUCUGCCUCAUUGUGAUUGGCUUCUUGAUUUCCCGCGUGUGGAAGGGAAAUGCCAGCAUGGACAAGAUAUGUGAGUGCCUGGGCCCCUGCAUGAAGUCUGACGAGGCCCGGUCCGGCCACAGGGACUCCCUGCAGUACACCAAUGACGGCUUCCAGAAUGAGGGCGACGCGAGCCGCGGGAGCGGCAGGCGCAUGAACAACGUUGUCCCCAGACGGAGCACUUUCCCCCAAGCACGAGGCCGGGUCAUACCCAUGGAGAGACGGAGCCGCCACUGUUCCUCCUGUGGCGUCUACGCCAACCACGUCCCAAAGGGGAGCCCCUCAGCGAGGCUGUCUAGGAGAGGCAGAGGAGACGGGGACGAGUACGGCAUGAGGUCUGUCAUAGCCAAGCAGAGGAGGAAGGAGGGCCAGAAGACUGUGUGGUUCAAGGAGAGCGAGGACUCCUCUGACAUCGAGGUGGAGAUUAUCCCAGACACUGUGGGCCGGGUGGAGGAGGAGACUGAGGAGGAGCUGAAUAUGGAAGGGGUUGUCAGAGACCCGGCAGCCCCAUUGAGAGAGUCUGAUGACGGGAAGGAGAGCCAGAGCGAAGAGCCCAGUGAGGAGCAGGACCGUGGAAAUGCCAGCUCAGAAAAAGAGAAGGGAGGCCAGGAGCAGGAGGGCUGACAGCAGAGGUCAGAGGUCAAACUCCAGUCAGAGAUUGAAACUGAGCGGUUUGUUUUCUUGUCACGUUUUCGAGACAACAGCCUACAGCAGGGAGGGCUCAGCAGUCCGGGGUGACACUGCCAGCAUCUCUGGAUAUCUGCCAAACCUCAAGAAUACAUUCAAGGAUCCAAAAAGUAUUUAUUUUCUACUGUGAGUAUCUUAGAAGACAGUGUCCGAGGUAAUGACUUGAUACAAUGUGUAAAAACACAAGUGUAGUAUACACUAUGAGAUGAAUACUUACACCUUUUAAAGGUCUAGCUUCACACAACUUGGGUGUUAUUUGUGUAGUUUUGGUUAUAAUUAUAACACUUAAUUAACUGCUGGAAUUGCAGCAACAUUACUACAAGAAAGUCUGACGGGCCCAAAGACACAGACAGUUGCAGACCGGUUGCUAAGAAACACUGCGGGGCAGCUGGAGAGGGAAACAAAGAGGAACGAUGGAUGAUUACGUAGAAGGGUUUUAUGGCCCGGUACCGGCCCACAGCCCCGCAGUGGAGACCUCUUUAGAUGAACUGCUUGUUUGUUUACGACUUGACCGAUCGUGUGACUUCUUGUAGUAAUGUCACCAUGUUCCCACAACUGCAGUUAUUUUGAGUACAAUGUCAUCAUGUUUAGAAACGACCAAAACCACAAAAGUAAGAUCCAAGUUGUAAUAAACCGACCUGUCGGCAAUUUUACAAGUCGAUAAGUAAGAUCCCUUUCUAAUAAGGCACCAUUUAUAAAAAGGUUUAUAGGUUGUAAUUAGGGUUGCACAUAACUUUUGCUUAUCAAUUAAUCUGCUGCAGAUUUUCUUAAUCAAUCCAAUAAUUGUUUAUAAAACAUCAGAAAAGGUGCACGUCACAAUUUUCUAAAUCCGAAUGUGAAGUCUUCAAAUGUUUUGCAUUGUGCUUACUGUUACUGCCUUUGGGUUUUGAACGAUCAUGUUAGAUCCACAGUCUCACAUGCGAGAAACUGGAACCAUCACAUUUUGUUUUUACAAAUGAUCUGUAAUCAAAAUGGUGAAUGGUCAAUACUUUUUGUUUUCGAUCGACUUAUCGACUAAUCAUUUCAGCUCUAGUUGUAACUAAUGGAGUUAUUUGUAAUGAAUCAUUUACUACCCUUUUAUAGAGUUGUAAGUCAUCGAUCAGAACUACCUUUAGGUUUCAGGUCUAACAAUACAAACCUGUGUUCAUAGAUUCUUGAUAAAUACUGGUUUCAUGGAGCACCUGGGAAACUAAAGCAAGCAGUGGACUUACCAAUGGAUUCAGCAUUAGGAAUAGUUGUUAUUAACCUAAACCCAUUAUAAAGGAUGCCUUAUUAGAAAGUGGUAAUGAUCAGGCUAUUGCAGUGUAUUUUUGAUUUAAGAUAUUUAAUUGACUUGAUUAGUCGAGAACACACAUCUGGUUAUUGUAUCUGCGUGUUCAUACAUUGACAUUUACAGUAUAUCUAUUUCACAAUAUAAACCACCAUGAUAGAUUUUUAUCACCCUCAACUACUCCAGUCAGGAAGUCAGCUGACAACAUGAGUCAGCAAAAAGGGCCAAAACCUGACGAGUGAUUUGUGUCGGCAGCGAGAGGUCACUGUGGUGCUGUGAUGAUGUCAGCCUCGUUCUGUUCAAGCUUUACUAAACUGGAUUUUAUAGUGAAAAGUAUAUGUGAAGACAAACUUUAUCUACUGAAUACUAAACCACUGAGGGGGCGUUUUUAUGUGGAAUGUAUUUUUAUUGAUCAUGUUAAAAUAACUACUUUUAUGGAUAAAGCUAUGGCUAAUGUAUAGUUGACCUUUUGUACAUUAAAGUGAUGAGGGAAUAAUAAAGUUUGAGGUAUUUAUUGGA